Truncatella angustata is the source of this 2978-nucleotide messenger RNA. RefSeq names its product ABC transporter. Gene Ontology annotation, biological process: transmembrane transport. Gene Ontology annotation, molecular function: ATP hydrolysis activity; ATP binding; ABC-type transporter activity. Bases 67 to 2571 code for a protein of 834 amino acids. NCBI's taxonomy places the organism in Eukaryota, Fungi, Ascomycota, Sordariomycetes, Amphisphaeriales, Sporocadaceae. Gene Ontology annotation, cellular component: membrane. The transcript is spliced from 6 exons. The record is from RefSeq and is a predicted model, not a curated record.
CCCAAUUUAGCCCAUUUUCAGUCAACUUGCAUCCAAUCCAGGUGGGCGCCCGUAACUUUAUAAACCAUGGGUGGUGUCUGGACCGGCUUAGAGGUUGCUUUCUACCUCUACCCGUGUGGUCUGUUCGCCACUUUGGCCGUGUCGCAGCUGGUUCUCUACAAGCGUCGCAAUGAUCCAAGCUCAAGUUCGACGCCCGUCGUCGACGAGAAGCGCCUAGAGAAGGUGAACCGCCUGCACAACAUACUCCUUCGUGUUGUGCAAUUUCUACUGGUUCCACUGCUCCUCACCAGUGUUAUACUCGCCACGCGCAGUGCAGUCACUCAGGAGGAGGCUUAUCCCCCCACCAAUUUCCCUUAUACUGCAUAUAUAGCUGCUCAUGUCGGCUCACUGCUCUACUUCCUCACCGGUUUGUUACCCGAUCCUGAUGGGCCAUGGACUCCCACUAUCGCUCACGGCCUUGCCUGGGUUGUUGGCGUUCUCAUGGAGAGCGUCAUCGCUGGUGUCUUCUUGUCUGAGCAAGACCACAUCGGUCUAGCACACGAUUUGCUGGACACCUUUGCUGGUCUAGGAUUAGUGCGAGUCGUGCUCCUGCUCAUCUUGAUUGCCGUUCUGGCUUCUCGUCAUUACCAGCUCAAACCAAAGCGCACUGGCUCGUCCGAUGAGCAUCAAUCACUCUUGGAGAAUGGCGAAAGCACCAGCGGCUACGGAAGCACCCCUGCCAACGGCGCCAAACGACCCCCUAAGAAACCCGAUGCCCAGAGCACUGGGUGGCUAGACUACAUUGCUGGCUUCCGGGUUCUCUUUCCAUAUCUUUGGCCCAAAGACUCACGCCUUCAUCAAGCCGUGGUCGUUCUAUGUAUGAUCCUACUGCUUGUACAGCGCGUUGUCAACAUCCUUGUUCCCUGGUUAAUGGGUAAGCUUGUCGAGAAGCUAGGCUAUGGUCAAAUGCCAUACAAGUGGAUUGCACUCUAUCUGCUCUGCCGUGGACUUCAGGGUGGCCAGGGUGCUAUCGGCGCAGCUAGAGCUGUGCUGUGGAUCCCCGUGUCGCAGAAUCUCUAUCGGCGUCUCGCUUGUGCCGCCUUCGAGCACGUACUGGGACUGUCCAUGGACUUUCAUCUGAGCAAGAAGAUCGGCGAGGUCACCAGUGCCCUGAGCCGUGGCAGUGCCAUGAACACAUUUCUGGAGAGCUUUCUGUUCCAGGUCGUUCCUAUGAUACUUGAUAUCCUGUUUGCUGCCAUCUACUUUUUCACCGCAUACAAUGCGUUCUACACCCUCAUUGUGCUCACCAUCAUGUGGUCUUAUGUCUUCCUUACCAUUUACAUGGCGAAAUUCCGAGCCAGGCAGAGAAGGGACAUGGCGAUGAAGAGCCGAGAAAUGGAUGCUGCAAGGACGGAUGCGAUUAUGGCAUACGAGACGGUCCAGCACAAUUGUGCAGUCAAGUCCGAAACUGAGCGCUUCAAAGAGCAAGUCACGGUUUAUCAGAGAGCGGAAAGAAUUGUCUAUUGGUCUUUGAACGCCAUGAACCUGACACAAAGCUCCAUUUUUACUGUCGGCACGGCACUUAUUGUUGUCCUUUCGGCAUACAAGAUCUCAACUGGUCAGGAGUCGAUCGCAAGUUUUGUCACAUUGAUGACGUAUUUCUCUCAGUUGCAGGCUCCCCUGAACUUUUUUGGAACGUAUUACACGAUGCUCCAGAAUAAUCUCAUUGAAGCGGAGCGCAUGCUCGAUCUUUUCAAAGAGACAUCCGGGAUUGUCGAGAAACCAGAUGCUACUGAGCUUCGGUCAACUCGAGGAGAGGUGACAUUCAACGACGUGCACUUCUCCUACCAAGGCAAGCAGCCGGCUAUCGACGGCGUCAGCUUUACUGUUCAACCCGGGACCAAGACCGCCAUUGUUGGUGAAUCGGGGUCUGGCAAGAGCACGUGUCUCAAGCUUCUCUUCCGCUUCUACGAUGUCGCCAGCGGCUCUGUCACAGUCGACGGCCACGAUAUUCGGGAUCUCAAGCUCGACAGCUUCCGCAAGAGCAUCGGCGUGGUUCCGCAGGACACAGUCUUGUUCAACGCUACCAUCAUGUUCAACCUGCUUUACGCCAAUCCUUCGGCGUCGGAAGAAGACGUAUUUGCUGCCGCCAGAGCUGCAAAUAUUCACGACCGCAUUUUGGCAUUCCCGGAUCAGUAUGACACCAAAGUUGGCGAGAGAGGACUGAAGCUAUCCGGUGGUGAACGUCAAAGAAUCGCCAUUGCGAGAGCCAUCCUCAAGAACGCGCCCAUCCUGCUAUUGGACGAGGCCACAGCGUCGCUCGAUACCCAUACCGAGCGACAGAUCCAGGACGCUCUGGAGAGGGUCACCCAGGGCAGGACAACGAUUACCAUCGCCCAUCGCUUGUCGACCAUCACGAAUUCUGACCAGAUCGUCGUCCUGUCCAAGGGCAGAGUCGUCGAGAAGGGCACCCAUGCUGGUCUUCUGGAGAAGAAGGGCAGUUACUACGCCAUGUGGGAGAAGCAGACGACGGCGGAGCUCAAGGCCAAGAAGGAGGCUGAAGCUAAGGUGGAGGAUCUGAAUGAGGAAUAGUCCAGGUGGUGCGUUUUUCAAAUGGGCUUACCAAAUUUUUUCCUUUCAUUUAGGUAACAUGAACCAAAAGUCAUUGGCAUAGACAAUGCUACCUGGUAUCAUAACCUCUGUCGACUCUGUGUUGCUCAACAGCGUCAACACAUGUUUGGGCAUUGUGUGUAAAAUCCACGAUGCUUGCGAGUGUUAAUAUGCGAUUGUAUUCAUUGAAAUGUUAAACUGAAGACUGUGGAAUUCAUGGGUCCGAGAAGCUCCUGGAUAAAGGAUUGUCUUUGUUAACACAAAAAGAUGCCCUCUAACCUUGAUAGUAGUGAAGAUUCUAAUUAGCAUCGAGUCCCACUUAUGUGGUUAGUUCAAUUCUGCAGUAUGGGUUCAUUCUCAUGCCUAUUCAACGAUGUGCUGAAACCAAG